AUGGAAACUGAAUGUUCAACAGAAUUUAUUAAAGAAGGUUUAGCUAAAAUAUACACAGAUUCAGAAGCUUUAUCAUUUUAUAAUCCAAUACAAGAAUUUAAUAGAGAUUUAACUGUUCUUUUAUUAAAAACUUUUACAAAAAUAAGAGAAGAACAAAAACAACAACAAAUGGAAAUCGACAAUCCAACAAACAAAAUUAAAUUAAAAAUUAAACAAAAUUGUGAAGGAAUUAAAAUUUUGGAUGCUUUGUCUGCUUCUGGAUUGAGGGCUAUACGUUUUGCUUUGGAAAUUGAAAAUAUUGAAUUAAUUGUGGCUAAUGAUUUUUCUGAACAGGCUGUGAAAACGAUUAAAAGAAAUUUGGAAUUAAAUGGAUUUUUAGAUGAAAAUAAAAUUAAAAUUAAUUUUUCUGAUGCAAUGCAAGUGAAAUUUUUGAGAAUUUUUUUAAAAAUAUUUCUUCAAUUUUGGGGGGGGGAAGUAAUGAUUAAUUCUCUUUUAUGUAAGUAA
Molecule: messenger RNA, 504 nt
Organism: Meloidogyne enterolobii
Lineage: Eukaryota; Metazoa; Nematoda; Chromadorea; Rhabditida; Meloidogynidae
Source: the annotation of a GenBank genome assembly